This is a messenger RNA of Corticium candelabrum, 1513 nucleotides long. RefSeq lists its product as uncharacterized. The record is from RefSeq and is a predicted model, not a curated record. Bases 1 to 1353 code for a protein of 450 amino acids. Lineage: Eukaryota; Metazoa; Porifera; Homoscleromorpha; Homosclerophorida; Plakinidae. The transcript has a single exon.
AUGUUUCGUCGAGUGUUUGCGCUCGUGGCUUUGAUGUCAGUCAGUCAGAUAUCCGACUGCGUUCUCAUCGGUGGCAGACACACGCAGAUCGACUACAACGACUGCGGUCUCUGGAAUGACCGCUCCACACGACGAGGUUUCACGAUGGAAGACUGCUGUCCCGUCGAGACGACCUUUCCCGGCAGUCCUUGGCAGUUGCUCGUCGUCUCUUACUACGCACACGGCGUCUACUACGAGUUCAAAGGAAAUGCAGCCAACGGUUUCAACGCGUGUAACUACAAAGUACUAGAGACGACCGUACUGGACGAUGGAACGGGUACGGUCGGUAUACGUCACAAGUUCGAUAUGAAACACAUCAUACUCACCAAGGAGGAGACGUGGGACUUUCGCGGACGUACCGUCGUCGUCGAGUUUAAGGCAGAAUAUCCCAACGAUCGAUGCACGUGUCGAAAUAUCGAGAGGUUGAGAGUCAUGCACGCCGUCGAUCCCGAUCAAGAUCGUAAUCCAUUCUACACAUUCAGUACCAUCAACGACGUCAUCUAUCCAGGCGGUGUGAAACACUAUGCCGAAGCCGUGGGUCCGGUAAGUUGCAAUACGAUGGCAUACGGCAUCUGCUCUCAACCGCACGGCAACUUCGACUUUGCCGAACAAGUCGGUUUCUCUUAUUGGGACUCGUCCCCUAACGCAUUCUUGUUCGACCCCAAUGGGUCUUAUGGCGACCUGACGCUUCACUACAGACACAUCAGGAAUUCUCUCAAAUGUGACAAGAGUGCUAGUUUCAGGUUCGUGGUGACAUGGGGAGCCAACGCAGAAGAAGCGAGAAAGAACUACCAGGGAGCUUACAAGAAACUCUGUCGUUGUUCAUUCAUUCCUUUCCCAAGUUACCGAUACACGCCACGUCCGUGCAAGAACAUCUGCCCGUGUGACUGUGAAGAGGAACGAUGCACUUGCAACAACAAGAUUAACAAAAGCAAUUUCAAGUUUCCGACCAUUUACGCGUGGCUCAAGUACUACACUCGUCACAUCACAGGACGUGAUAUCGGCUUCACAGUCGCACCAACUGACUUUCUGGACACACCAGCCCCUGACACACCUCCUCUACCAACAGUUCCUGCUGUCGUGACUGAUACAGAACUAGGGCUUGCCGGUCUUGCCUCGGCCGCCGACAGAUUCAGCAAGUUGGGUGGAAUGCCAACGUUCGAAUUGGACGAGGAGCUGUCUUUCGUGCGAAUACUAGACGAUCUACCGGUUGUAUGCCCCCAUCUAGGUGCGACCAGCAAGAAAUUCUUGUCUGCAGUCAAUACGACAAAUGUUCGAGAGGUUUACGAUAAGUACGUGGCCAAGUGUAGAUAACGAGCAAACUAGAGAUGUGAAUCUUGCACACAAAGCGACGUAGUUGUAUCUGCAUAUUACGCAUAGUAAUGGUACAGUAGCUGCAUGAUGAACUCUCUAUCUUCUAGUGUCUGCUGAUGUAUCGAUGAUGCUGUGUUGUUUGGUGUUUGUCUAAAUGUCA